UAGCGGCUGCGUGGCUGCACUAGUAGAAAAGUCUACGACGGCACGGUGGAGUGGUGUAGAGCCAGACGGGAGCGACGUCGGACGCGCCGGAUCUUCCUCACGGAACCAUGUCAAGGCAAGAAGGAGGCGCUAACGCCUCCUCGUGGGUCGUUGCCUCCCGGCGAAGCUCGGCAGUGUUCCGUGCUCCGGAAAGGAGGCCGGCGGAGGACCCGAGUCCGAGAGGUUCGGAGGCCCGUAGGGGCGGCAGAGGUGGCGGCUUGAAGAACUCCGGCCUCCAGCAACCUGUGACCGCGGGCCUCCGAGAACCGCCGCUUUGCUUUGGAUUGAAGAACGUGUGGGUGGGCGCUGUGAUCGGUCGUGGGGGGUCAAAAAUAAAAGACAUCCAAAGUACAACAAACACGAAAAUACAGAUAAUAAAAGGUCAUUCAGAAGAAGCAGAGGUCAGAAUCUUUGGCGACAAGGUGAUGCAGGUGAAGGCCAAAACAGUGAUAGAUAAUCUUGUUAAAAAACAAGAAAAUUACAGUUCAAAGCUCAGAACUGAUGUUGUUGCAUUCCAACCUUCUGUUGGAAGAGAUGUAAAGACAGAUAGUAAUGUUACAGAGAAUCAGCCAUUGAUUGAUUGGGAUCAGAUUCGAGAAGAUGCUUUGAAAUGGGGGAGAAAAAAAUGGGAAGAUCUACCGCCAAUUAAGAAAAACUUUUAUGUGGAGUCAGAAACAACAAGUUCAAUGUCCCAGGUGCAAAUAGACACUUGGAGGAAAGAAAAUUAUAAUAUAAUGUGUGAUGACCUGAAAGAAGGUGAGAAGCGUCAUAUACCCAAUCCUACCUGUAAGUUUGAGGAUGCUUUUCAGUGUUUUCCUGAGGUUAUGGAAAACAUUAAAAAGGCAGGCUUUCAAAAGCCAACACCGAUCCAGUCACAGUCAUGGCCGAUAGUUCUACAGGGCAUAGAUCUUAUAGGAGUAGCCCAAACUGGAACAGGGAAGACGUUGUCCUACCUAAUGCCCGGAUUUAUACACUUGGACUCACAGCCUGUAAUUAGAGGAGAAAGGAAUGGACCAGGCAUGUUAGUCCUUACACCUACCCGCGAGUUAGCACUUCAAGUAGAAUCUGAAUGUUCUAAGUAUUCAUACAAAGGCCUUAAAAGUGUUUGUAUAUAUGGCGGUGGAGAUAGAAAUGGACAAAUACAAGAUCUGAAAAAAGGAGUAGACAUUAUUAUUGCAACUCCUGGAAGACUGAAUGAUCUACAAAUGAAUAACUUUGUUAACCUCAGAAGUAUAACCUACUUGGUACUAGAUGAGGCCGACAAGAUGCUAGAUAUGGGAUUUGAACCUCAGAUAAUGAAGAUUUUAUUAGAUGUGCGCCCAGACAGGCAGACUAUUAUGACAAGUGCAACAUGGCCAUAUGCUGUCCGUCGCCUUGCACAGUCUUAUUUGAAAGAGCCAAUGAUUGUAUAUGUUGGUACUUUGGAUCUAGUGGCAGUAAGUACCGUGAAACAAAACAUAAUUGUCACCACGGAAGAAGAGAAACGCUCUCAUAUCCAAACUUUUCUAGAAAGCAUGUCUCCCAAAGACAAAGUCAUAGUGUUUGUCAGCAGAAAAGCUGUGGCUGACCACCUGUCAAGCGACCUGAUUCUGCGACAGGUAUCAGUGGAAUCCCUUCACGGUAACAGGGAGCAGAGUGACCGAGAAAGGGCAUUAGAAAACUUCAAAACAGGUAAAGUAAGAAUAUUGAUUGCCACAGACUUGGCAUCUCGGGGGCUCGACGUCCUUGACAUCACACACGUCUAUAACUAUGAUUUCCCCCGGAACAUCGAAGAAUAUGUGCACAGAGUAGGGCGCACUGGAAGGGCAGGGAGGACGGGGAUAUCUAUUACUCUCCUCACUAGAAACGACUGGAGGGUUGCUGGCGAGUUAAUUAAUAUUCUGGAAAGAGCACAACAGAGUAUCCCAGAGGAUCUUGUGGCAAUGGCUAAGAGGUAUGAGGCGAAUAAACUGAAAAAAGAAAUGGAGAAAAAAAUGGGGAAACCCCAAGGAAAACCCCAAAAGUUUUAUUAUUAAUGUCCUUGUUGAAAAGUGGUACCAGCCUACUGCGAAGAGAUCUCAAGAUAUGUGGAAGUGUGAGAAACAUGCUGGCACUAUGAAGAAAUAAGUGAUUCUUAAUAGUGUUUAAAAAUGUAGAAUUUGAUAUUUUAUACUUUCUUUAAUAAAAUCAGAAGUACUUAAACGAGUUAAAUUUUUUUCAUGGAUAUUAAGCAAUGUAGCAUUGAACUUUUUCACUUUUUACUGUCCUUAUUUAAAAAUGUAAAUUUUAUCUCCUGUAAUGUUGCUGUAUUAAGGUCGGUCUUUAAAGAGUUAAA
This is a messenger RNA of Mustela erminea (ermine), 2353 nucleotides long. It is a transcript of the gene DDX43, whose product is annotated as DEAD-box helicase 43. The coding region runs from base 108 to 2054 and encodes 648 amino acids. Gene Ontology annotation, molecular function: RNA binding; RNA helicase activity; ATP binding. The transcript has 17 exons. NCBI's taxonomy places the organism in Eukaryota, Metazoa, Chordata, Mammalia, Carnivora, Mustelidae. The record is from RefSeq and is a predicted model, not a curated record.